GAACUCCCGUCUUUUUCAACCCGGGAAGCCAAGGCCCACGCUCUCAUUUAGGGGACUGUGGUCCGAGGCUUGACGUUCAGACCUGUUGGUGUUGUUUGGGUCCGGGCUGAGGUGGACGGCCUCAAGUUGCGCCGCUAGCGGUUCCAGUUCUAAACCUUCUGCGCCCCUGACCGACCCCACCUGCUCCAAGCUCUGUGAGGAGAGGAGGGAACCCUUCCUGGGGUUGGGAGCACGCAAGAUCCCUGCAGAUAAACUAGGGGCGGGUAGGAUUGAUAAAUCUUAAAACCGUGGUAAGGCCCCUCCUAGGUUCUGGAGAGGAGCUAGUUAUAGUAGGACAACUUUUCUUUCUUUCUUUCUUUUUGCCCAAGGAAAACGUCUACGAGAGGAUAACGAAGGUUUAAUAAAUUGUCACUUGCUGACGUAGUUUCAGAAUGUCAAGUACAGUGUCCUACUGGAUCUUAACUUCUGCAAGGAGCUGUAUUGCUACAUUACAAGGUGGAAGACACUUAUACUCACGGUGUGUCUCCAAAAGGUAUCAAUCCACAUGGAAUCUCCUUUCCUCGGCAUCACCUGCCCUACAAAACAGUUCACCAGCUGGUACCUUCACUCUGCAAAAAGCCUACAGACACACAUCAACAGAGGAAGAGGAUUUCCACCUGCAGCUCAGCCCUGAGCAGGUAAAUGAAGUGCUUCGAGCUGGUGAGUCAGCCCACAAGAUCUUUGACUUGGACAGCAGAGUCCCAAAUUCUGUGUUGCGGUUUGAAAGCAACCAGCUAGCUGCGAAUUCCCCAGUGGAAGACCGUCGAGGAGUAGCCUCCUGCCUGCAGACCAGGGGACUGAUGUUUGGUAUCUUUGAUGGACAUGGUGGUCAUGCAUGUGCACAAGCAGUGAGUGAGAGGCUCUUCUACUAUGUGGCAGUGUCCCUGAUGUCCCACCAGACCCUGGAGCAGAUGGAGGAAGCAAUGGAAAAUAUGAAGCCUCUGUUGCCUAUCCUGCAAUGGCUCAAGCACCCAGGGGACAGUAUCUACAAGGAUGUCACCUCAGUGCAUCUUGACCACCUCCGUGUCUAUUGGCAGGAAUUGCUUGACCUGCACAUGGAAAUGGGGCUAAGCAUUGAGGAAGCAUUGAUGUACUCUUUCCAGAGACUGGAUUCUGAUAUCUCAUUGGAAGUCCAGGCUCCCUUGGAAGAUGAGGUGACAAAGAAUCUGUCACUCCAGGUUGCUUUUUCUGGGGCAACAGCUUGCCUGGCUCAUGUCGAUGGAGUUCACUUGCAUGUGGCAAAUGCUGGUGACUGCCGGGCCAUCCUUGGUGUCCAGGAGGACAAUGGCAUGUGGUCUUGUCUACCUCUUACACAUGACCACAAUGCCUGGAAUGAGGCUGAGCUCUCCCGGCUUAAGAGGGAACACCCUGAGUCUGAGGACAGGACCGUCAUCAUGGAUGACAGGUUGCUGGGUGUCCUCAUGCCCUGUAGGGCCUUUGGAGAUGUCCAGCUGAAAUGGAGUAAAGAGCUGCAGCGCAGUGUCCUAGAGAGGGGCUUUGAUACUGAGGCUCUCAACAUUUACCAGUUCACUCCUUCACACUACUAUACUCCACCCUACCUGACUGCCAAGCCUGAGAUUACGUACCAUAGGCUGAGGCCCCAGGAUAAGUUCCUCGUGCUAGCUUCAGAUGGGCUAUGGGACAUGUUAGGGAAUGAAGAUGUAGUGAGGCUGGUAGUGGGGUAUCUGUCCGAGAUAGGUCGCCAUAAGCCGGACCUGGCCCAAAGACCUACCAACCUGGGACUCAUGCAGAGUCUACUACUGCAGAGGAAAGCCAGCGGGCUCCACGCAGCUGACCGAAAUGCAGCCACACAUCUGAUCAGACAUGCCAUUGGAAGCAAUGAAUAUGGGGAAAUGGACCCAGAGAGGCUGGCAGCAAUGCUGACAUUGCCGGAGGACUUGGCAAGGAUGUACAGGGAUGAUAUGACUGUCACUGUAGUGUAUUUUAACUCAGAGACAAUUGAUGCAUAUUACAAAGGGGAUUAGGAUUGAGCUAUUGAAGCCUGACUGUUAAAAGGACAGGCAGAUAGACAUAGCUUGCUGAAUAAUUGACUAACAGGAGAGGAAAACAGAACAACCUAGGUGUAAAUGCAGUAACAGUGACUUUAUGUUCCUGUGUGUACUGGUCAACUUUUUAGUGCAGUGGAGAGGAUAUAAAGUCUGUAGAACUGGCUUGCGAUCAUAAAGCCUAAGUCUUUUAUAAAGACACUUGAACUGUGUCAUCUGGAGCUUUUAAAAGAUAAAUUUAAUCAUGAUCCUAAAAAUAAAGAACCUGAGGAUCUUCUGAGGUCCAGGAGCAAAAAUCUGAGAAUCUGAUAAUUCUGAAUUCACACUAAUGCACUUCUAGAUUAUAAAAUUUUGUUGUGCUUUAUUUUUUUUUAAUUACUAAAGCGUAGGUUUACAAAGUGUACUACAGGACACUUUUCUAUGCAACAUUUAAAACUUUUUGUGAAUAUUCUUUUUUGUGUGUGAAUAUUCUUGUGAAGACUUUCUGUAAGGUUGCAUUCUACGUCUGUUUUAGUUCAUUUAAAAACUGAAUCCUUGGGCUGGAUAUGUAGCUCAGUGGUACAGGGCUCUUGUAGCCCAUGCAAGGCCCUGGGUUUCAUCUGCAGUAUCGCAAAGACCAAUCCUCAAGUUUACAAACAGGCCUCCUAUAUGCAUGUUAGACACAACUUGUUUUUGGGCUGAGGGUGAGAAGUUCUAGGUCUCUGAACCAGUGAAUUUACUCAUGUAACAUUUGGCUCCUCCACUGAGUCCACCUAUGAAACUUUGAGCCAUGGGAGGAAGAAAUUUAUGUCUAAUUCUUAACUCUUGGCCUUUCUUACUUUUUUUCUUUUUUGGCCUUUCUUGUGUUAGUAAAAUACCUCACUCCCCACUCCAUCUUAGCCAUGGGGAGAUUUUCAUCAUUUUUUAGCCUUUCUGAUUACAUCUCUCAAACAUUUUUCUAUGACUUUCUUCUGACAUAAUCCUACCUCUGCUGUCCUAUCCAACCUUACCCUGAAGCUACACUAGUAUCUGAGUCCUUUACCUACUCCUUCAAAUGGUCAGGAAAGGGGACAGUGUGAACACAUGCGGUUAUGAUGGACGUUUAGGCAGAACAGGCUUCUUCAGCUGUUUGUGGAUUUAAAAUUCAGCCUGAGCCUGGAUAGGCGAAAACUUGAAGGGUCUAAGGGGAACAGUUAGGAGCUGAGGUUCUGUCUGCUUCCUGUGAGGCAGUGGGGAGAUGGGAGGCAUGAGACUUAACAGAUGGAACACCUACCCAUGACCGAUAAAUUGCCAUUACUGCUCCUCAGGAAUUAGACCAUAUUUAUUACAGGAGUUGAGGCAAAAAUAAAAACAUAACUUGUAACGGUUUCCAUGGGUUAUAGAGCCUUUGUAUUUACUUAAAAAUUAACCCACAUGGUUCCUUUUUGGGGGAUGAAUUUUCUUGUGAGCAGCUAUGGCAUUUGAACAACAGGAAAUGUGUCCCUAAAGGGAAACACAAAUACAAUCCUCAAACCCACAGAUUUAGUUUCAUGUGCCAAAUCAAGCAGAAUGCCUCAGUGUAAUGGAACUACGUUAGAUGAUCUUCUCUUGCUCCCUCAUGCCAUCCAUUGGAAAGAAAAAGCAAGCAACUACAUUUGGCUUCUCUAUUUUUAUCUGUUCCAGAUGAAAUUCAGUCAAGAGUUGGGAUAUGUCUAUAUUGGGGAUGCUUCUCUGUAUAUUUUUCGGUUUACUUGUUUUAGUUGUGUGGUUUCGUUUAAGAAAUUCCUGUUUUGGAGCUGGGUGUGGUGGCACAAGUCUAUAAUCCCAGCACUCUAGGAUUGAGGCUGAGGCAGGUAGAUUUCGAGU
Octodon degus (degu) is the source of this 3869-nucleotide messenger RNA. It is a transcript of the gene Pdp2, whose product is annotated as pyruvate dehyrogenase phosphatase catalytic subunit 2. Lineage: Eukaryota; Metazoa; Chordata; Mammalia; Rodentia; Octodontidae. Gene Ontology annotation, biological process: protein dephosphorylation. The transcript is spliced from 2 exons. Gene Ontology annotation, molecular function: cation binding; protein serine/threonine phosphatase activity. Bases 432 to 2024 code for a protein of 530 amino acids. The record is from RefSeq and is a predicted model, not a curated record.